This is a messenger RNA of Cuscuta europaea, 1906 nucleotides long. The record is from the annotation of a GenBank genome assembly. NCBI's taxonomy places the organism in Eukaryota, Viridiplantae, Streptophyta, Magnoliopsida, Solanales, Convolvulaceae.
CUUUGACAUAAGACGACCAUGGUUGACUAAAUUAAAGUCAGCCACACACCAGCAGAAUGGCCAAACCUAAUUUUAAACUAUUUUUAUGAAUGAAAGAUUUUGUAGGAGAACCAGGAAGGCUUGCACCGAAAGGGGUGGUAUUCAUCCCCUACGCGUUUCUCCAUUCCAGAGCUUGAAGAAGAUGGUAAUCUGCACAGUGAAACCUUAACAGCUAAAUCGUUAGUGUGAAGCAACUCUAGUAUUAUUAGAUAUUAGCAAUAACACGUCAUAUAAGGAGAAAAGGGCAUCCAAUCAUUACUGAACCAUUAAGCCCGUUUUUCUUUCUCUAUAUUGAUGCGUCGUACUUCUCAUCUUCUCUCUCACCUUCGCUGCUUUUCUCUUCGCUCUACUGCCCCUGCCUCUCUCUGCGGCGGCAAUGUGGACUUCUUAGCACAUUUUCACUCUUGCAGGCCCAAGUUUGAAAACUGGGCAGAACCUUACUCCGAUGGCUAUCGCAAACUUGAAGCAGAUACCACCAAUUAUCAGCUCAUUGGGGAAAGAUGGUCUUCAGCUGUUUCCUUUGGAUUCCGUGGUCUAUAUCCCGGGAGCUCUUCGCUCAAGGUCACAUCUUUGACUCCCGUUAAAUUGAACCUGAAUCAUCGGCUCUUCCUAAGGCACUGCUUCUUGACUAGAGCUAAAAGGAAGAUUACGGAGAUAGAAGUUGAAGAUCAUGGUCAGAGAGCUGUAACGACUGCAUUAUGGUGCAACUUCCUAGUCUUCUCUCUCAAGUUUGGGGUCUGGUUCGCUACCUCUAGUCAUGUUAUGCUUGCUGAAAUGGUGCAUUCAUUAGCAGAUUUUGCAAACCAGGCACUUCUUGCAUAUGGAUUAAGCAGUUCAAGGCGUGCCCCCGAUGCUCUCCACCCAUAUGGUUAUUCUAAGGAAAGAUUUGUUUGGUCUUUGAUAUCUGCUGUUGGCAUUUUCUGUCUUGGCUCUGGUGCUACUAUAGUUAAUGGAGUUCAAAACCUGUGGACUGCACAGCCUCCUACUAAUAUUGGAUAUGCAUCACUGGUGAUUGGUGGCUCAUUCUUCAUCGAAGGGGCUUCUCUGCUUGUGGCAAUACAAGCUGUCAGGAAAGGUGCAGCUGCAGAAGGAAUGACAAUUAGAGAUUACGUUUGGCGUGGCCAUGACCCCACAUCUGUUGCCGUCAUGACAGAGGAUGGUGCUGCAGUUACAGGCCUAGCCAUUGCUGCUGCUUCAUUGUAUGCAGUGAAUAAAACAGGAAAUCCAAUAUAUGACCCCAUUGGUUCCAUCAUUGUUGGCAACCUUCUUGGAAUGGUGGCUAUAUUUCUGAUUCAGAGGAACCGUCAUGCUUUGAUUGGUAGAGCAAUUGAUGACCAUGACAUGGAGAGAGUUCUUCAAUUCUUGAAAAACGAUCCAGUUGUCGAUGCUGUCUAUGAUUGCAAAAGCGAGGUGAUUGGACCUGGAUUUUUUAGAUUCAAAGCAGAAAUUGAUUUCAAUGGGGUGGUGCUGGUGCAAAAUUAUCUUGAAAGAGCAGGACGUCAGGAGUGGGCUCGACAGUUCCAAGAGGCUGCAAAGGAGAAGGACGAUACUACAUUGCUCAUACUCAUGUCAAACUAUGGUGAGGAAGUGGUGACAGCAUUAGGCAGUGAAGUUGAUCGCCUAGAAAAGGAGAUCCAGGACAUAGUGCCUGGCAUUAAGCAUGUCGAUAUUGAGGCGCAUAACCCAAUUUGAUCACCCAAUUUAUUACUUUAAUUUGAAGAGGUAGAAUUUUCCUUAUUCAUUUGCCUCCUAGAACCUGUUAAUAUUUCACACAAACAAUUACUUGAUCACCUACGGGUGUAUAUAUGUAAAAAAAUACUUCCUUUUCAGUAUGAAUUAGUCGUGGGGAUGGGGAGUUAUCCCAUCC